UUGCAUAUUCAUUUGAAAGGUUCUCAACGACAAUAAAACUUUUAUGUGAGCAAUUUUUUUAUAUUAAACAUUACUAUUAAAUAGGUUUUCUCUGUUUUUUUGCGCACAAUAAAUUCAGAUUUAAUUGUUUUACAUUGACGAAGCCAUUCCAUUUCGUACCCUGCUCUGAUCAUGGCGACUGCUGCGAAGCCCAAAAGUGAAAUGACUCAAGAUGAGCUGCAGAAGCUCGAAGAGGAAGAAUUCCGCACCGGACCACUCUCCGUCCUCACUCAGUCCGUCAAGAAUAACACCCAAAUUCUGAUCAACUGUCGAAACAAUCGAAAGCUCCUUGCGCGCGUCAAAGCCUUCGACAGGCACUGUAAUAUGGUGUUGGAGAAUGUCAAGGAGAUGUGGACGGAGAACCCGAAGUCCGGGAAGGGCCAGAAGAAGGGCAAACCCGUCAACAAGGACCGUUUCAUCUCCAAGAUGUUUCUGCGCGGCGACAGCGUCAUUCUGGUCCUCCGCAAUCCCCUGCAGGCCACGCAACCCAAAUGAGGACACCCGCGGAGCUCUGCUCCCAAUUUCCCGACUGCAUCUCAGCCAGUUUUAUUGGUGGUUUAUUGCUAAUUAUUCGGGUAUGUUGGUUAUGUUUCUGAUUUUUGUAGAAUUUGUUUUUCAUUGUGUUACCUGAGCAAGUUACGAUACAGAGCAGAUGACUGUGGCGUCACAUCGGUUUAAUACUGUUUUCACAUUUGAGCGGUUCAAAUUGCUGUUUUACUGGGAAUGUGCGGAUUGUUGUUACUAAUCACUGUUUUCAAAUCUGAACCGUAUGGAUGACAUGUACGGGAAAUCGUACGCGAUGAAAAAGGUUGCAGAUAC
Molecule: messenger RNA, 858 nt
Organism: Paramacrobiotus metropolitanus
Lineage: Eukaryota; Metazoa; Tardigrada; Eutardigrada; Parachela; Macrobiotidae
Product: small nuclear ribonucleoprotein Sm D2-like
Exons: 3
Coding region: 172-534 (120 amino acids)
Biological process (GO): RNA splicing; spliceosomal snRNP assembly
Cellular component (GO): U1 snRNP; U2 snRNP; precatalytic spliceosome
Molecular function (GO): RNA binding
Source: RefSeq, a predicted model, not a curated record